UUGAACUCACUAUGUGGCCCAGGCUGGCUCUGGACUUGUAGUGAUCCUCCUGCCUCAGUCUCCCAGGUUCUGGGAUUUAGGCAUGCAUUACAACACCCAGCAAUAGUUAAUUGAUAACUUUGGUCCGUUGAUAGCUUAGUAGAGAAUGAAUGCACACAACUUACUAGUAUUUGCAUACUUCAGGUACAGAAAUGACAUUUGUUUGCCACUUCUUAUUCUUCAUAAUCUGCAGUUAGGCAUGUGGGUAUUUGUCUUCCACACUGCAGCACUUAACUUGAUGAAUCCAAUUUUUUUCUCCUCCCAGAGCUCAUGUUCUCAAAUUGAUCUUACGGACCUCUUCUUUCUGUUGAUAUAGAGGGGCAGCGCAACAUGAUGGUGGAAUGUGGGUUUUAGUCUGUUAUGUUCUGAACCCACACAUGUUUUCGGAAGGACCAGAUGGCUGACACUGGCUAAUGGGAACCAAAAGACGAGUGAAAGUAACCUGUUGUCACAUACCCCCAGCUUAGAGGUGCUUCACCCUGCCCCAAGAUCAAUUUCUUUUUUCUCUGGAAACUUCACCCUGCUGUAUCCAAAAACCUACUACAGAAGUUGGGCAUGUUCAUAGGCCAGGUGAGGAAAGAUCAAGUGCAGACUGAGCUGUGGCCAACCGUUUGCAGACCAGGAAUCCACACCAGCUCUAAUCAUAGAGCUCUUGGUGUGCAGGAACUGCCAGUUUGCCGACGUGAAAAGAGCCCCAGACUGGGUAAUGGUGAGCCCUGAAGUCGCACCCCAGCUCUACCACUCAGUGAGCACGGGUAAGUCAUCCACCUUCUGCGGGUGGCCUUGAAGGCGCUCCCUCUCCGGAGUUUACAGAAAGGGAGGCCAGAAAACCCAGAGCAGCCUCCUUCUGUCUCAGGAUAGCAAAGGAUCUUAGAAAACUAUUCAUGGUAGCAGCUUCCACUUGUGGUUAUAAACACCCUCUGUUACCAGGCAAAUCUUACUGCAACCAUGAUCAUCGAUCCCAAGAUGUAAAUGUGGCACUGGUUAAUUCUGCUGUGAGGGCCCAACUGCUCGUUCCCUGGAAUGUUGCAUACCUUUGUGAUCCAGGCAGUUACACUGUCUCAUAUACAAGUUUUUCUCUUGAGUUGGCCUCUUCUGAGCUCUAGAGUUGGUUGCAGAACUGUUUUUUGUUCUACAGAUUUCCAAGUGCUUUAUGCAGACAGCAAGAAAUACUGUUUAUUACUGUACUAUCAAUGUGUCCUUUUUUCACCUCAAUAAGACCAAGUUGGCUAAAGCAUAGGAUCAACAUUGAGUGCUUUGAAAGAAAGCUGUUUGAUUCCUGUUCACUGAAUGCCAUUUCUUUCAGGGUAGAUUUAAGGGCUUUGCCCUUAAAAUACAGUGCUACUGGCUCUAGAUUGAGGGUUCAAGCCACCCCAUGGGUUAACUUCAACAGAUGAAAAUUUUUCCUUGGCUACAGCAACAUCCCUAAUCCUGACCAGCCAUGGAGAGGUUCGGUUCUUACCAGGAAAAUGAGUGAAUGUGGGAAUGGCUCACCACAUUGGGAAAACAAAACUCACAUCCUGCUGAUGUUGGCUGAGGACUGUGAUGUCCACAUACAAAGAAAAGCAUGUGGCACAGUUUUAGGACAAAGGUAUGGUUUUGUGGAGUUUGAUGAUCUGCGUGAUGCAGAUGAUGCUGUUUAUGAACUGAAUGGCAAAGACCUUUGUGGUGAGCGAGUAAUUGUUGAGCAUGCCCGCGGCCCACGAAGAGACGGCAGUUACGGUUCUGGACGCAGUGGAUAUGGUUAUAGAAGAAGUGGGCGAGAUAAAUAUGGCCCUCCUACCCGCACAGAGUACAGACUUAUUGUGGAGAAUUUGUCAAGUCGAUGCAGUUGGCAAGACCUAAAGGAUUAUAUGCGUCAGGCAGGAGAAGUCACCUAUGCAGAUGCUCACAAGGGGCGCAAAAAUGAAGGAGUGAUUGAAUUUGUAUCUUACUCUGAUAUGAAAAGAGCUUUGGAAAAGUUGGAUGGAACUGAAGUCAAUGGCAGAAAAAUCAGAUUGGUUGAAGACAAGCCAGGUUCUAGACGGCGCCGAUCCUAUUCCAGGAGCCGGAGUCAUUCAAGGUCUCGCUCUCGAAGCAGACAUUCCCGGAAGAGCAGAAGCCGAAGUGGUAGCAGCAAAAGCAGUCAAUCCCAGUCUAGGUCAGGCUCCCACUCCCGGAGCAAGAGCCGCACUCGCAGCCAGAGUCGCAGCCGCAGCAAGAAGGAGAAAAGCAGGAGCCCCAGCAAGGACGACAAGAGCCGCAGCCGAAGCCGCAGCGCAAACAAAAGCCGCAGCAAGAGUAAAGACCAUGCUGAAGACAAGAUCCAGAACAACGACAGCACUGGGAAACCCAAGAGUCGGAGUCCCAGCCGGCAUAAAAGCAAGAGUAAAAGCAGGAGCAGGAGCCAAGAGAGGAGAGUGGACGAGGGAAAGCGAGAGAGCAUGAGCAGGAGCCGGAGCCAGGAGAAGAGCCAGAGCCAGGAGAAGAGCCGCCUCAAGAGCAGGAGCCUGAGUGGGAGCAAAGGGGGCAGCCGCAGCCGGAGCCGCAGCAAAAGCAAGGAUAAGAGGAAGGGCAGGAAGAGAAGCCGGGAGGAGAGCCGCAGUCGCAGCCGGAGCCGCAGCAAGAGCGAGCGGAGCAGGAAGCGCAGCAGCAAGCGAGACAGCAAGGCGAGCAGCAGCAAGAAGAAGAAGAAGGAGGACGACACCGACCGCUCGCAGUCCAGGUCACAGUCGCGCUCAGUGUCAGAGGAGCGAGAACACGCCAAGGCUGAGUCUGGUCAGGGGGAAGGCCAAGGGGAGAGUGAGGGUGCCGUCCCCAAUCCGGAGACCCGAUCCAGGUCAAGGUCCAACUCCAAAUCAAAGCCAAACCCCCCGACAGAAUCACGCUCCAGAUCAAAGUCAGCUUCAAAAACCCAGUCUCGGUCUAAGUCUCGAUCCAGGUCUGCCUCCAGAUCGCCCUCCCGGUCUAGAUCUAGGUCCCAUUCAGGGUCCUAACUGGCUCCGACCAUGGCUGGAACUACCCAAGAAGUCUUUUGUACAUGUUUGGUAGCUGUAGCACAAGUGAUUGAAGUAGAACAUCCAUCACUGCUGUACAUUUUUAACUCCCCUAAUGGUGUGUCUAUAAUUGUUAAAUCUAAGUGCUUCCUCUCAGUAAAGCCUCCUGGCGCCAGGCCUUCCUGCUCAACUGAAAAAAAACUCUUCGAAACCCCCUUUCCUCAUGGCCCAGAGUAGAAUAUCCAAAACGCCUUGGCUCGCAGGCCUGGCCUAUCCUACGGGGAGCUCGGUACCUGGACAGCUUUAAGGCUGGAAUGAUGGCAUAGGUAGGUAUGGUGAGUUCAACCAUUUUUGCCCUUGAAUUGAUGCCCUUUGAUGUAUGCCAUUUAGUAAAAGUGCUAAGUCUUCAGUUUCUACCACUUUGGUUUCAUACUUUUGGACUUAACACAGUUGUGAAUAGCACAGUCGAGGAAAAUUGACACCUGCAGUUACCCAUAGGAAAUAAACUGUAGAGUUCCAUAUUCUGGUAUUGUGAUUAUAUUGUUUUAUAUUAAAAGAAAAGAAUUUUUUUUAAUUUUAUUUUUUCCCCGUCUUGCAAAGUAUAGUGACCCCUGUUUCCAUUAAAUUUGAAUAAAGACUAUUUUUGCUUGACAAAAUUUCAUGGUGCUUGAAUCAAA
Molecule: messenger RNA, 3691 nt
Organism: Fukomys damarensis (Damara mole-rat)
Lineage: Eukaryota; Metazoa; Chordata; Mammalia; Rodentia; Bathyergidae
Gene: Srsf4
Product: serine and arginine rich splicing factor 4
Biological process (GO): mRNA splice site recognition; alternative mRNA splicing, via spliceosome
Cellular component (GO): ribonucleoprotein complex; cytoplasm; nucleus
Molecular function (GO): mRNA binding
Source: RefSeq, a predicted model, not a curated record